GAUUCAGAGAAAGCUUGGAGGUGAAGAGAAACCAGCGAGAAUUGACGAGAGUUUUGGAAUUAAGAAGCCGAAAUCCUGAAUCAGCGUUUGUAAUAGGUCGUUUCAGCUGAAAUUCUCCUUCUCAUAUCUGUUUACAGGGCUUAUUUUAAGAUGUAUCUUAGUGAACUCUGCUCGCGUUGAUUCUUCACCACUAAGUUGUUUGCCAGAAAACUCUAAUGGGAACUCCUGACGAUUUUUUAUAUGUCUUUGUUACUGAACCUGCCGAAUUACCCAAUGGAAUUCAAGGUUAUAGGGUAAUCACCCAGACCAAUAUGACCGAUGUCGAUAAGUAUAAAAGGCAUGAGAAUGUUGUUAUCAAGCGUUAUAGUGAAUUUGUGAGGUUGCGGGAUAAGCUUAGUGAAGAAUUCCCGCAAAUUACUAUUCCUCAGGCCCCCGAUGUAGUAGGAUCUAGUGCUAAGUCCAUUGAGAUGCAAUGCCGUGCUCUAGAUUUUUUUCUAAAAUCCUUGGUUUCAACAAGUUCUUCUCUCUACAAUAGUGUAAGUUUACAGAAAUUCUUGGUGGCGGAGACAGUGGCUGCGGCAGAUGAAGAGCAGUAUGGGAAGUGUGUUCCUCGAAUGGCAGCACGCUUAUCUACAGAUUCAGAAGAAAUCUUGAUUUUUGUCGACAAAAUGAAAGCACAAAAGAUGGCUGGCAACAUGGUUUUGCUUGAUGGUGGAAAUUCGCUGUUGCAUGAUGCAACUCUAAAACGAUGUGAUCAGUCAGGUGGGUCAACUUGCAGAGUAAGCGGAGUGCCCUCUAGUGAUGGUACAGACAAGGUGUCUUAUUUCUGCUCAAUAUCUGGAUUGGAAGAGCGGCUGCGGGAUAAAAUCAAGGAGGGUUUAAGGAGGGCUACAGGUCUCCAUGUAGAGCUGAGCAGAAAGGUCUAUGAAGGAAAGGUCACUAAGCUCCAGCGAAAUUAUAUCGAUGAUAGCAACAACACUAUUAGGAGUAUCAGCAUUGAUCUGGCAACUACCGAAGAAACAAGGGAGUUACUUUUGGGCGAACUUUAUUUCGAUGCUCUGGAAAAGGUUGAAGUUGAAGACUCCAUAGUCAUUGAUAUUCAGAGCGGAGCAGUUAAAAAUAAAGGCCCCGUCACUAAUACUUCUUCAAGAACCAACUCACCGGACGAACCAGACCUUGAGGCACCCAUCGCACGAGGCAAUAAUCCACAACCUGGAGGAGAGGUUCUUAAAAUGAUAAAGACAGCCCAGAAUGUUUCACUUCAUGAUCUUGAUGAAGCAAUUACUUCACAGAGGAAAGAUGAAGGUAUCUAUUCUUUUCUGAUCAGUCAGAAAGUAUCAGCAGCCAAUAUCGAUGAGGUUGUGAAUAAUCUUGUUCACGAAGGAUUGGCAAAGCGUAAGUAUGGAAUAUUACAGAUUUCUGAGGCACAAAUGCUGGAUUUUGACUGUUUUUCCCUCAUAAAUAACGCUUUGGAGAGCUCGUUUCUGUCAGUGUUUUUAAGUGCUGCUCGAGGAAUGUGUGGAUUUAGGGGAUCAGAAAUAUUUAUCCCUAUUAAAAUACCUGGUGUAAUUUUUCCUCGUAUGAUUAUAAUUCGAGCACCAAAUAACGAGGAUGCCUUUGGAAUGGCAACUCUUUUUUGGUAUAGCAAUGAGAGACAAAAACUAGUCACUCCCGUUGUUGAUAGCUUAAAGCGGAAAGAUAUGAUUAAUUGUGUUGUUCUACUCGCUGGACCUCUUCAAACUGGAAAAUCUGAGUUGGCAUAUCAAAUAUCCAAGAAACUUGGAAGUGAGGAUCUCUUUUUCCCAAUGAUUGAAUCAGAUGAAUACCCAGUGGCUGAGCUAAAAAAGAUCUUGAAGGAUACUAUUCGCCGAGCUGUCAGUCUAAAGAUGAGACAAAAAAAGAAGGUGUACGAAGGAGAGGUCGUUGAAAUCUCAUCAAAAGCAACUGGGAGUAGCAGUGGUAUCAAUUGGCAAACUACUUGUGAAAUUGUGAUUGGCUUAAAAACAGAUGCAAAGGAACAGCAUUUCGAGCUCGAUGAACAACUUUCAAAAGCUAUUACAAAAGAACAGGUAGCCAUUGGAGAUGUUAUUUGCAUUGAUUUCUAUAACAAAGUGGUGACAAGGAUUGGUAGAAGUCCCACUUUUUCAGAAGAAAAAGAUCAUGCGAAAAAUGUAUACGUGGCCCUUCCAAAAGGGGAGAUUCUUAAGGAGGAGAAGAUCCAGGAUAUAACUAUUUACGAUCUCUAUAAGACUGGAAGACGAGGACAUAGUAUAUGUAAGCUAGUGAGAAAGGAAAUGAAUCCAAAAGAACCCAGAAGCGAUGCUGCUAUAAACAAGGCUAUUGAAAGUUUAGUAAAACAAAAAGUGGUACAACCACAACGAGGGGUUUUAUUCAUCGAUCAGGUGGACACUUUGAUAUUCAAGAUUUAGCGGUGGAUGUUCUUCGAGCAUCCAGUCAUAUACACGAACGAUGCCACCAUGAGCAACAGCACAACCUCCGUCAGGACUUGCUCUAAUCGCAGUACAAUUACCAGGAGCUUGACCACUGACCGUACUCGCUAAUCUUAACCUGCUGCUAUCAAAAUCACCCCACUUUGCAGUUCUAACAUGAUCAAGAAGGCCAUAAUAAUUAGCCUCCAUAUAGAGUAAUUUUUCAGGUAUGUUAGAAGGCACAUGAAGCUUACCCGUCCCUAAAAGAUUGAGAAGAACAGAAAAACAAUCUGGGUCACGAUCAAUGAAGUAUUCUUUUUCUUCUGGUUUAACUAAUUCAUCUCCUCUUGGUUGAAGCUUCCAUUCAUCGUCAAACAUAGCUCCAAACAUUGAAUCUCGGCGUGCAGUUGCUAGAGUUGUUGCAGUCGUUUCAAUGAUUCUACCUCUAACAUUAAAUCUCACCUUCUGGGCCGUCAUGUUCAAUUCCAGUUGUGUGGAAUAUAUCAAUGUGCCCCGACACCCUUAUAUAUAUAUAUACAUAUAGAGAGUUCUUUU
Messenger RNA from Papaver somniferum (opium poppy), 2984 nucleotides. RefSeq names its product ruvB-like helicase 2. Lineage: Eukaryota; Viridiplantae; Streptophyta; Magnoliopsida; Ranunculales; Papaveraceae. Gene Ontology annotation, molecular function: ATP binding; phosphatidylinositol binding; DNA helicase activity. Gene Ontology annotation, cellular component: Ino80 complex; R2TP complex; NuA4 histone acetyltransferase complex. The transcript has 17 exons. Gene Ontology annotation, biological process: regulation of transcription by RNA polymerase II; chromatin remodeling; box C/D snoRNP assembly. Bases 216 to 2429 code for a protein of 737 amino acids. The record is from RefSeq and is a predicted model, not a curated record.